This is a messenger RNA of Colletotrichum higginsianum IMI 349063, 3285 nucleotides long. Its product is annotated as Poly rna polymerase cid13. Gene Ontology annotation, molecular function: RNA uridylyltransferase activity. Lineage: Eukaryota; Fungi; Ascomycota; Sordariomycetes; Glomerellales; Glomerellaceae. The record is from RefSeq and is a predicted model, not a curated record. The coding region runs from base 1 to 3285 and encodes 1094 amino acids. Gene Ontology annotation, biological process: RNA 3'-end processing. The transcript has a single exon.
AUGCAAAAUAGCCCGGCGAGACCCAGCCUUGGCCAGUCCAGCGGUUCUCAUACCAACGGCCUUGAGGACCACCUACGAAACCUGAUUCUCACAAACGGAACCCCAGGAAAUGGCCCAGCUCACUUUCCCGACACCCCGCGGACGACCGCGCCUAUCGUUGGCGAUGGCUCUAUGAGUGGCUCGGAUGGCUUUCUCUCCCAAGAUCCAGCUGGUGUUGCAACAUCCGUCAAUGGCAAGCCUCCGGCCUCACCCAAGGUUGCCAGAAAGCGCCCAAACCAGGCCCAAAGGCGCCAGAUGAACGCCCAGCUGUCCAUUCCGAUCGAUCCUCGCCCGUCGCCACCCACGCAACAUGGACGCCCAUUCUCAGCAUCUCCUAACAAUCCCUCCCACAAUCCUGGUUUCUAUCCCAACAGAGGCAGGUACCAACAUCAUCCUGGCCCCCAUCAUGGUCCCCAUCAUGGUCCCGGGCAAGUGGUCGGCCCCUACAGCCAUGGCCAACCUCACUCGCCCAGACAAAAUGGACAUCACCCUUCCGUACAUUCUGACGCAUCCCGGAACCAUCACGAUCAGCACCCGAAUGGUCGGCAUGACAAUGGUGCGCCGCGCUAUCCGCGGAACACCCAUGGCACGCUCUACAGUCCUCGUGGUCAACACCACCAGGUGCGGCCUGAAGAGUUGGAGAACCAAGCGGCCUACCUUGAGGGACUUUGCAACACGCUUGUGGCUGGCGCCGAGAUUGAGCGAGGUGAGAUUGCCGAAAAGGAGGCCUUCCGCACCAAGAUUGAGCAGGUCUGUCGUGCUGCAAUCACCGAGUAUGAGGUUACUCAAAAUAGCCUUGUCAACUUCCCUUCGCCAUCUGUGCAACUGAAAUGCUUUGGAAGUCUGUCUUCAGGCUUUGCGACCAAGGCAUCGGACAUGGAUCUCGGUUUGGUUUCCCCCCUUUCACUGCCUCAGCCGGAUGCUGCGGGCUCUCCCAUCCCCCGACUCAUCGAGAAAGCGUUCCUUGAACUUGGCCUCGGUGCUCGCCUCCUCACUCGAACAAGAGUCCCCAUCAUCAAGCUUUGCGAGAAACCACCCGAAAAGUUGCUAGUGGAUUUGCUAGAAGAGCGCGAGAAGUGGGAAAAGGGCAUCGUGGACAACGACCACGCAGACGCCGCGGACGAAGACGAGAAUGCCGAAAUGGAGUAUCUUGUAAAGGAAGGAACCGGUGACCCGACAGACGAUCUUUCUGGCCAGAAGGCUGAUCGUUCCUUGCCCACUGGUUCUUCGAACGAGCCUGCGCUGCCGGCCAUUCGCCAGCCCGAGAACCAGUCACUUUCCGCUUACUAUAAUGUGGCAAAGCGGAUUCUAAGGAAGAUGGGAGGUCGGGAUAUCACACUUUCCAACUGCCGAGAGCUUGUCGAGGAGGACUACAUCAUGCUCAACAAGGUCUGUGAAGCCUUUCUCAAGGGCCUUCGUGACCCCGAGCUGAAGCGCAGACUCUCGGACUACCUCUCCCUGUCGUUUAAGCCGCUUCCGAAUGGUCCGAACUACCGAUCUCUGGCUGGUGUCUUCGCGCAGAUGGAAGGAGAAAGAAUCGUCAUGCUGUGCGAAUCAGACUCCGCCAUUGGAAGCGUCGAGGACGCCGAGGAGUCAGCCCGGAUGUUGAUUGUAUCUUGGAAGAACCUUCAGAACCAGCCUCAUUUCGGAAUCGAGCCCCUCGCGUACACGAAGCAACUCCAGCUACACCUUGAGAAACUUAAAAAGCUCCCUACUGCGCAGCUUCUCACCCUCGAGCAGAAUCAGCAUGAGGCCGCCACCGGGUACCACGCGAGGACUCUGAAGAUCCUGUCAAACCUCCGGCCCCGCAACGACAGCGAUGCAGAGGCUGCAAAACAGUUCAUCAUCGACAAAUACACUGCUGGCGUCUGGCCCAGCACCGUCCGUGCUCAGGUCCGCGAGUUCGUCGACAGCACCAACGGAGCACUCAGUCUUGUCGCCGUUGCGCGUCGUCACAAGAGCCUACAGCUCGCCCUCGAGCUAGAGAAGGCCGUAGAACACCGACUGUACGACACGAGUCUCGAGAGUGACAUAAGAAAAUACAUUUCGAUUCUUCGGGGUCCCAUGCGGGAGAGCAUUGUUCAUGACCCUCAGUACGACUACGUCGUCCCUGUUACGAAGCACAAUAUAGAGACCAUCAAGCGCAUGCGAGGCCUCAGGGACCCGGCCAAGAUGGCUGUCAACCAGCCACGCGACCCCUACAAGGACAAGCUCGAGUUCCCCAAGAGCGGUGUCGGCGUUCAGUGCGAUAUCAACUUCGCCGCCCACCUCGCGCUGCACAAUACCCUCUUACUGCGCUGCUACUCCCACAGCGACCCCCGUGUCCGGCCCCUGGUUCUGUUCAUCAAACAUUGGGCCAAGGUCCGUGGCAUCAACACGCCUUAUCGCGGGACACUCAGCAGUUACGGUUACGUCUUGAUGAUGUUGCACUACCUCGUCAACGUCGUCCAGCCCUUUGUCUGCCCGAACCUCCAAGCUCUUGGACCCCCACCACCGCCCGAGGGUAUGUUGCCCACCGGUCUCGAUGAGACUAUCAUGUGUCGGGGCCACUUCGUCGGCUUCUGGCGUGACGAGGCAGAGAUUUUGCGUCUGGCCCAGAUGAACCAGCUCAACGGGAAUCGUGACUCCCUCGGCCAGCUUCUCCGCGGCUUCUUCGAGUACUACGCGCAGAACGGCUCCAUGAGCACUUAUCCGGGCCGAGGCUAUGACUGGGGACGCGACGUCCUCAGCAUCCGCACUCCCGGCGGCUUGCUCUCCAAGACGGAUAAGGGCUGGACGGGCGCGAAGACGGUCAUCGAGUACCGUCCAAACGCCGCCGUGAACUCCCCGAGCACCGACACUCCGCCUCCCGCGCCGCACAUGGCUCUGAAAUCGUCCGCUGACCCGACCGCAACGACGGAAGGCGCCACCGGCCACGAGGUCGCAUCGCCCGGCCUCGGCAAGGCCGCUACGAAUUCGGCGGCAACGCAUAAGAAUGGCGAGGUCAAGGAGGUGCGACACCGCUACCUCUUCGCCAUCGAGGACCCCUUCGAGCUCGACCACAACGUCGCCCGCACCGUUACACACAACGGCAUCGUCGCCAUCCGCGACGAGUUCCGGCGUGCGUGGCGCAUCAUCAAAGCCGCGGGAUUGGGCAAUUUCAACGAAGAGUUGCUCCAGGACGUAGCUGCUGUCAAGGAGGAGGGUGAGAAGAGCACCUAUCUACAGCUGCUGGAUGAGAUUCAUGGAUGGGAACUGUUUGAGUAG